Messenger RNA from Neltuma alba, 1223 nucleotides. Its product is annotated as zinc transporter 8-like. Gene Ontology annotation, biological process: zinc ion transmembrane transport. Gene Ontology annotation, cellular component: plasma membrane. The record is from RefSeq and is a predicted model, not a curated record. Gene Ontology annotation, molecular function: zinc ion transmembrane transporter activity. Lineage: Eukaryota; Viridiplantae; Streptophyta; Magnoliopsida; Fabales; Fabaceae. The coding region runs from base 27 to 1097 and encodes 356 amino acids. The transcript is spliced from 3 exons.
AAGUGCUUUUCUAGUUUCAAAUCACAAUGAUGAGAGGUACCAAAAUUUUCACAUUCUUCAUCUUCGUGCUUCUAGCCGUGCUUCCAUCCUUAGUCGUUUCAGAGUGUACAUGUGAUAAAGAUGAUGGAGAUCGUGAUAAAGAUAAAGCUCUCAAGUACAAACUAGCCGCCAUAGCUACCAUUAUCGUUGCUAGUGUUAUCGGAGUUUUGAUUCCGUCCCUUGGGAAGUUUGUUCCGGCGUUAAGACCUGAGAAGGAUAUCUUUUUCCUUGUCAAGGCCUUCGCCGCCGGCGUGGUGUUAUCCACCGGAUUUGUUCAUGUGCUUCAUGAUGCAUUCAAUAACUUGACGUCUCCUUGCUUGAGUAAACAUCCAUGGGCUGAGUUUCCCUUCACUGGUUUUGUGGCUAUGUGUACAGCUAUGGGAACCCUAAUUGUGGAAACAUUCGCCACCGCUCAUUUCAAGAAAGUUAAUGUGAGGAAAAUCCAAAACGAGGCCAAUGGUGAUGAUGAUGAAGAGAAAAACUCAGAACAUGGAGGAGAAACAGAAAUUCAUGUUCAUACUCACGCAAUACAUGGUCAUUCUUAUGGGUCGAUUGAUUCUUCUGAGUCGUCUCAACUCCUACGUCAUAGAAUCAUAUCACAGGUAUUGGAGAUGGGUAUAAUAGUGCACUCAGUGAUAAUAGGACUUUCUAUGGGAGCAUCAGAGAGUCCCAAAACCAUAAAGCCGUUGAUUGCUGCUAUGGCUAUUCAUCAAUUUUUUGAGGGCAUGGGCCUUGGAAGUGUUAUCUCUCAGGCUAAGUACAAGAACAGAACCGUAGCAAUCAUGGCCUCGUUCUUCGCUCUGACAACUCCGGUGGGAAUUGCGAUUGGUAUAGGAAUUACUAAUGUGUAUGAUGCAAAUAGUGAGACGGCUCUUAUCACUGAAGGAAUUUUAAGUACAGCAUCUGCAGGACUCUUAAUCUACAUGGCACUUGUUGAUCUUUUAGCUGCGGAUUUCAUGACCGAUAGAAUGCAAAGUAAUACUCGUCUUCAAAUUGGAGCAACUAUUUCUAUGCUUUUAGGUGCUGGUAUUAUGUCACUUUUAGGAAAAUGGACUUGACCAACGUAAUAUUUUAAUACUUUGUGAGAGUCAACGUUUAUUUAUAUGUAAUAUAGUAUUAAAGACUUAUGUGGUACGUACGCGGCUAGUUAAUUAAAUGAACUCUUUCUAGUGGUUAAUUACUCA